Molecule: messenger RNA, 4325 nt
Organism: Closterium sp. NIES-67
Lineage: Eukaryota; Viridiplantae; Streptophyta; Zygnematophyceae; Desmidiales; Closteriaceae
Source: the annotation of a GenBank genome assembly
ACAUCCAUCAGCUCAGCUUGCAGUCAAGCAAAACGCUGGUUCGUGCCUGGUUAGAGCCUAUUAUUCCGCUAACGCCAGGGGUUUCUCAGUCACAUGCUGGCUUCGUUGAAACACUCCGCCAUAUUGGAUUGCAGGCCUCUUAUCAACCAGACCCCUCGCGUGUUAGCUCCCUCGAUCAAUACUCCGGCGAUAUUGGAUGGACGGAAUGCGGAUAUGCACAGCAAAUCUUGACGCGGAUAGUCUAGUACCUUAACGCGUGAUCUAGUGUUGAGGCGCCUAAGAAAAACACCUCCCUCAACGUGGGCUCACACGACUGCGUCGUGACGCGCGCUGACCCAGGGGAGUUGCACAGAAAGCGAGGGAGCAGCAGGAGCAGCGGGAGCAGCGGAAUUAUUGGGAGCAGCGGGACUAGUGGGAGAAGCAAAAUUAGUGGGGGCAGCGGGAGAAGCGGGCACCAAGCAAUGGCAGUGGAUGGAGCGUCCCUAAUGGAUGUGCGAGCCCAUGAAAUGGUAAUUGAAGGCAAUGUUGCGGCUGUUAGCGAAUCCGCCGCACACUCUAGCGAGUCCAUCAUUGAGGCACCUCAAAAAGCGGCGGGAGCGUCACUGAUGGAUGCGCGAGCCGAUGAAAUGACCGUUGUCGCAGCGGGCUAUACUACUGAAGGCAAUGUUGCGGCUGUUAGCGAAUCCGCAGCAGACACUAGCGAGCCGACCUUUAAGGAGCCUCAAAAAGCGGAGGGAGCGGCGCUGAUGGACGUGCGAGCCGAUGAAAUGACCAUCGUCUCGGAGGGUUGUACUACAGAAGGAAAUGCUGCGGCUGUCAGCGAAUUGGCAGGCGCCGGAACAGCAACGGUUAACAAGUCAGGAACAGCUGAUAAGGACUGUGCUACAGUGUUACGAGACGGUGUUACAGUGUUACACGUCCACGUGCACUCGACAACGGGAGAAGACGUUCGGCCUGAGCCAACGCCGGAGGAAUCAGAGCAGGUGCCGUCAGUGCAGGCAGAAGCGCCCCAUGCCGAACCAGCCCGUGCCGAACCUGUCCAGGAGGAACGGGUGCAGCGGAAAGAAUCAGAGGAGAAGCAAGAUCCCAAUGCAGACCCGGCUGUAGCAAGCCUGGCGCCUGGGAGAAGCGUUGAUCCUGACCGUGCAGAUGAUCCUGAGCGAGGACUUGAUCCUGACCAUGCAGUUGGUCCUGAAAGGGGAGUCGAGCUGAGAGAAAGAAACGCAGGAGCAGAAACAGAUGCCGCAUUGGGAGCAGAAGCAGCAGAUGCGGUAGAAGAGGCAGAUGAGGCUGAAGCAGAAGCAGAAGCAGGAGCAGCAGCAAGCGCAGAAGCAGAAGCAGAAGCAGAAGCAGAAGCAGAAGCAGCAGCAAGCGCAGAAGUAGAAGCAGAAGCAGAAGCAGAAGCAGAAGCAGAAGCAGCAGCAAGCGCAGAAGUAGAAGCAGAAGCAGAAGCAGAAGCAGCAGCAAGCGCAGAAGUAGAAGCAGAAGCAGACGAAGGAGCAAGCGCAGAAGCAGAAGCAGAAGCAGCAGCAAGCGGAGAAGCAGGAGCAGAGGCAGCAGCAAGCGCAGGCGAAGGAGCAGCAGAAUCAGAAGCUGGGGAAGAGGCAAAGAAGGAAGGAGCGGAGGUUCCACCGCUUACCGAAGGAAAUCUAUCUCCUUCACUCCUAUCUCUUCCUUCAAACCCCCCCAUCCGCCCCGUAACCCCACGCGUCCCCCUUCCCUUGCCCCCUGCCCUCAGCCUUUCCCAGCGCCUGCGCACGGGUGAGUCUUCCCCCCCUCCUUGCGCCGGCUCUUGCGCUUUUAACACGGGAGCGAGCUCAAGACCCGCCGCUCCGCCCCUCCGCGGAGCCAGUGUGCGCCCAGUCAACCCCCGCCGGCCCACCUCCGCCUUCCCCACGUGCCCUUCGCUUCCGCCAAUGAGCCUUGCGCCUUCGCCGGCUGUAGCGCUGGCGCGGCAAUUGAGCGCUGUGCACCCCCUCGCGAUCGACGGUACUACUAGUAGAAACGCAGGAGCGUUUGGCCGACCGGAGGAAGAGCGAGACCGGCUAGUGGGCGGCAGUCUUAGCGGCGAAUCGAGUAGCAGCGGCGGUGGCAGUCAACGCAGCCAGCACAUUGAACGGAGUCAGCACAGUGAACGCAGUGCUGCUAAUACGAGCGAGCCGUCGCAACGUUCGGAUUGCGACGAGAUUUCGCACUCCGUUACUGUCAGCUCCCGCUCGAGCAGCCUUCCCCCCCUCUCCCUCGAACUUGUCGCCCACGUCGCGAAUGGGGUUCGCGAAAAUCCGGGUUUUGCACACAGCGAAGGCGAGUCUCCUCCCGACUCUCCCAGUAGCAGCGGCGACACUUGCGACCCUGCGACGGCGCGUUCAUUGGGCCCUAGAUCGCACGCUGGUCGCACGCGACGUCGCAAACUGUCGCAGCUGAUAGAGGAGCUCGAGGGUAUGCGACUCAAAGACGCAAAGCUAGCGGAGGAAGCGGGAGAGGCAGGAGCGGGGAAGGCGGAAGCGGGUGGAGAAGAAGGGGAGGAGUGCAGCGGGGAGAAGAAAUGCGCGGGGGGGGUGGCGGAAAGAGGCGGAGAAGGGGAGGGGGAGGCGCGGAGGGACUUCGGGAAACGCCCGAGCAUGGCAGAGGGAUUAAGGGUAGAAACGGCAAGAACCCACUCGUUUAAGGGGUCAAAUGUCUGGCACAGCUUGAAGUCACCCACAUGUAUGAGCGGUGGGGAGAUGAGGGUAAAUGUGCGGUUUCCCCUGCUGGCGCUGUCUAAAAGCAUUAGCAGUGUGUGGGGAAGGAAACGAGAGAGGCUAGGAGAGAGAGAGGAGGGAGAGAGAGAGGAGGAGAGUGAGGAUAAGGAGAGGGGGGAGCGAGAAGAGGGGGAAGAGAAGCAUGGAGAGAGAGUCGCCGAGGAGGAAUGGUGCAGCAGCUUCCACAGUCGCACUGCAUACAGUGAAACUGCAUACAGACACACUGCAUACAGUCACAACCUGGUCUUUCCCCAAACUGGCCCUGUCCAGGCUGGCAUCUUGCAUGGCCUAGAUAAAAGAACACUUUCUUUCAGUCACAGCCUCUGUUCCAAUAGCAGCAGCAGCAGCAGCAGCAGUAGUGGCCACACCACUCUGUGCACUGAGACCAGCUGCCAGUGCAAUCACAAGCUGCUUACAACGCCAGGCUUGAAAAGCCAAGACCUCCCUGUCACCCACCUGCUGUCCUCGUUACAAGCUGCCUCUGAAUCAGCCACAGCAAGCAGCGAAACUAAUGAUCCCAUUCUCCCGGUCUCCAUACUGCAAACUGUUCACCUGAAGGCUGUAGGUCAGGAAUCUACCAAUCAGCAGCCGGUGGAUGCACAGGCUCGGCGUGCUGUACUGAGUCAGCUUAUAGGGGAGCUAGAGACGAUCCGGCCAGGCAGUAAGGUGCUGGAGCAGGAGCAGCAGAAGGGGGCAGGAGGGGGGGCGGAUGAGAAAGAAGGAGGGGAGAUGAUGGCAGGCCGAGGUAGAGCUAGUUCACGGAGAAAUGUGAAUGGGGGCCUGACAGGAAUCUGCAAGGAGCAAAAGGCGGAGCUGGUAGCAGCAGCAGAGGCGGCUGGUGCUGGGAAGCAGAGGGUGAGGGGUUCGGGUGGGAUGGCAGGGCACACGUGGCAGGCAUGGAGUGGACAGUUGUUUGGGGGGGGAAGGGGACUUGUUAGAAGAGUGCCGUCGGUGGUGCAGCUGGUGCGCCGAGGGGGAGGAGGAAGAGGGGGAGCCAGAAGUGAGGCAGGAGGAAGUGGGGGAGGAGGAAGUGGGGGAGGAGGAAGUGGGGGAGGAGGAAGUGGAGGAGGUGGAUAUGGGGGAGGUAAGGCGUCUCCUUGUGUGUGGCCUGACAUCUACGGCUGUGCUGGGUUGACUGUCGACGUGGGGGAAAAGGUGCGGGAGACGUAGGAGAUACAGGAGGGACCGAGAGCAUUGAGAGGUAGUGGAGGAAGAGGCAAGGAGGCUUCUCAUAUGUGGUCUAGCGGCUGUGCUGAGUUGAGCAUUGAUGUGGGGAACAUAUCAAUGCUGAAGAGGUAAAGACUCUUGAGAAGUACCAUGAGGUCUGGGAGAUACUUCUUAAGGUGGCAGGGCAAAUCUUAUGUGUGGCCUGACGUUUAGGGUUGUGCUGGAUUGGGCGUUGACAUGGGAGAGUACAUUGUAGGAGAUAGGAUAAGAGCUUGAGCGGUAGUGGAAAACGAGGCAAGGUACCUUUUCAUAUAUGUUUCGCCACUUAGGGUUGUGCUCGACAGGAGAUGCGGAAGAAAGGAUGUAGAGCAUGGAGAUGUAUAAGCAGUUGCAAUUGAUUGGGAGGAGGAUAGUACA